Molecule: messenger RNA, 6901 nt
Organism: Hemicordylus capensis (graceful crag lizard)
Lineage: Eukaryota; Metazoa; Chordata; Lepidosauria; Squamata; Cordylidae
Gene: PLXNA3
Product: plexin A3
Exons: 33
Coding region: 371-6034 (1887 amino acids)
Biological process (GO): regulation of GTPase activity; negative regulation of cell adhesion; semaphorin-plexin signaling pathway involved in axon guidance
Cellular component (GO): semaphorin receptor complex
Molecular function (GO): semaphorin receptor activity; protein binding
Source: RefSeq, a predicted model, not a curated record
UGCUUUCCCCGCAAGCCCCCAUCUCUUCCCUUCCCCCCCGCCUUAAAUGGUUCUGGCCGCGUUUAAAGGGCUCAGACCGACUAGGGCGGGAGCAGACGCCGAGCAACAGCGGCUGCUGGAGACGGAGGCAGAGUGCGAGUGGCAGAGGAAGCAGCUGUGUGAGUCAGAACAAAUUAUUCCCAUUUUGCAGACUGGCAAAACUGAGGUCAGGAUCACCCUGCUAAUAAAUCCAUGGCAGUGAAGUGAUUUUGAACCCAGAUCUCCAGGGUCAAAGCUGCAUCUGAUGGACCACACUGAAAUGCAAGUGUAACAGGCUGGAUGAGCUGCCUGUGUCUGGCCCUGUCUGACCCCAGGCAACUCCCUGGUGAUCAUGUGGCGGCUGCUGCUUGCCACCACCAUCACCGCCACAGUCCUCCUCUUCUCACCGCCACUCGUCUUGGGCAUCCUACCCUCGCGCGCCACCUUUACCGUCUCAGACAUGUCCCUCACCCACCUGGCUGUUCACCAUGACAUGGGUGAGGUCUACCUUGGUGCCAUCAACCGCAUCUACAAGCUCUCUGCCAACCUGACCCAGCUGCGGGCUCACACUACGGGACCGGUGCCGGAUGACCCCCGUUGCUACCCUCCACCCGGUGUGCGGCUCUGUACUCACCGGCUGGCCCCUGCCGACAACAUCAAUAAACUACUGCUGAUUGACUAUACUGGCAAUCGGCUGGUGGCCUGUGGCAGCGUCUGGCAGGGGGUGUGCCAACUCUUGCGGCUAGAUGAUUUGGCAAAGCUGGGUGAGCCGCACCAGCGCAAAGAACACUACCUUUCUGGAGGGCGUGAGCCAGAUGCUAUGGUUGGCGUGAUUGUGGAGCACCCUCGGCAACCCAGCCAGUUCUUUGUAGGCACGUCCAUUGGAGGGCGCUCAGAAUACUUCCCCACCCUCUCCAGUCGCCGCCUGACUCCUGAUGCAACCAGUCCAGAUAUGUUCAGCCUCGUUUACCAGGACGAGUUUGUCUCCUCCCAGAUCAAGGUGCCUUCGGACACCCUUUCGCUCUACCCAGCCUUUGAUAUCUACUAUGUGUCGGCCUUUGUCUCUGGGGGCUUUGUAUAUUUCCUCACCUUGCAGCUUGACACGGCCCAGACGCCCCUGGAGCCAGCAGGAGGGCCCGGGGGCCCUGGUGUGUCUGGUGGGGAGCGGUUCUUCUCAUCCAAGAUUGUCCGUCUGUGUGCCAAUGACACUGAGUUCUACUCUUAUGUGGAAUUCCCCCUGGGCUGCUCCAAAGAUGGUGUGGAAUACCGCCUAGUUCAGGCCGCUCAGUUGUCCAAGGCGGGUCGCCAGUUGGCCCAGUCGCUGGGUAUUGCUGAGGGACAGGAUGUGCUCUAUGCUGCCUUCUCGCAGGGCCAGAAGAACCGUGCAGCACCACCCCGUGAGAGCCUUCUCUGCCUUUUCACGUUGGAUGAGAUCAAUCAACGGAUCCGCGAGCGCAUCCAGUCAUGCUACCGUGGCGAAGGGCGACUUUCCCUACCAUGGCUUCUCAACAAGGAGCUCCCUUGCAUCAAUACGCCCAUGCAGAUCAACGGGAAUUUCUGUGGGCUGGUGCUGAACCAGCCUCUAGGGGGUCUGCAGGUCAUCGAGGGAAUCCCAUUGCUGGAGGAGAAGGCUGAGGGCAUGGCUAGCGUUGCUGCCUACACCUAUCGAGGCCACUCAGUGGUCUUCAUUGGAACCCGUGCUGGCAACCUCAAGAAGGUGCGUGUAGACAACCCGGAUGAGGCCCAUCUCUAUGAGUCUGUGCCCGUGAUGCCUGGAGAGCGCCUGCUGCGUGACAUGGUCCUGAGUCCUGACCAGCGACACCUCUAUUUGCUCAGUCAGAGACAGGUGGUGCGACUUCCAGUGGAGAACUGUGAACAGUACUUGUCUUGUGCUGAGUGUUUGGGUUCGAGAGACCCACACUGCGGCUGGUGUGUCCUGCACAACAGGUGUUGUAGGGAAAGUGACUGUCCUCGUGCUUCAGAGCCUCACCGUUUCACAGCAACUCUGAGUCAAUGUGUGCGGCUGCACGUAGAGCCCAAUAACAUCUCUGUGACGGAGCCCAGUAUUGUGCUGCAGCUGACUGCCCACAAUGUCCCAGACCUGACCGCAGGUGUGACCUGUUCCUUUGAGAGCCUUGGAGAGAGUGAGGGGCAACUCCAGCUAGAUGGAGGGAUCCGCUGUCUUUCUCCUACACUGAGGGAUGAGCCUCCUGGGGAGACUGGUGAUGUCCGCACUGUUAGACUCCAACUCCUCUCCAAAGAGACCGGCAUGGAAUUUGCCAGCACAAAUUUUGUCUUUUAUGACUGCAGCUUUUUGCGCACGUGCCUGUCCUGUGUCAGCAGCCACUACCCCUGCCACUGGUGUAAAUACAGACAUGCUUGCACCCACAAUGUGGCCAAGUGCUUCUUCCUGGAAGGGCGAGUCAACGCUACUGAGGGUUGCCCAGAACUGCUCCCGGGCGGGGAGAUCUUGAUACCAGCAGGAGUAUUUCAGCCCAUUACUCUGCGUGCCAAGAACCUUCCUCAGCCUCAGUCAGGCCAGAAGAACUAUGAGUGCGUUCUGGGCAUCCAGGGCCGCCAGCAGCGUGUCCCAGCCGUACGCUUCAACUCAAGCAGUGUACAGUGCCAGAAUACCUCGUACUCGUACGAGGGUGAGGAGCUGGGAGAGCUGCCGCUGGCCUUUGAUGUCAUCUGGGAUGGAGACUUCGCCAUUGACAAGCCGCCAGGGUUCAAAGCUCUGCUGUACAAGUGUUCAGCCCAGCGCUCCAGCUGCGGUCUCUGUCUCAAGUCAGACCCGCGUUAUGAGUGUGGUUGGUGUGUUCCUGAGCGCCGUUGCCUCCUUCGCCCUCACUGCCCUGCUCCCCGUCAGAACUGGGUGCCACCUGGCCGACGAGGGGCCCGCUGUGCCCAUCCCCACAUCACACAGGUAUUACCACUGACUGGCCCCAAGGAAGGUGGGACACGGGUGACAGUUUGGGGCGAGAACCUGGGGCUUCAUUUCGUCGAGGUGGGAGUGCGUGUGGCUGGUGUGCGCUGCAGUUCCCUCCCUGCUGAGUACGUCAGUGCUGAGAGAUUGGUAUGUGAGCUGGAGCCAUCACUGCUGCCUGACCCUCCGCCUGGGCCUGUGGAGCUCUGUGUAGGUGAUUGUGGUGCUGACUAUCGGACCCAGUCGGAUACUCCCUUCACUUUUGUGACCCCAAGUUUUCAUGGGAUAGACCCAGAACGAGGCCCUGCCUCAGGUGGAACAAAAAUCACCCUCCUGGGGACCCAUCUGGAUGCUGGGAGCAAUGUCAGUGUUGCCAUCCGUGGAGCACCAUGUCGGCUGAUCAGGCGUAGUGCAGCAGAAAUUGUCUGCCUGACUCCCUCCUCAGCAGUUGGCCCAGGCCCUGCUAAUCUUAGCCUACGCAUUGACCGGGCUAACAUCAGCAUGAAUGGCACCAUCUCCUUCCGCUACAGUCCUGACCCAGUCAUCACAACCAUAGAACCUGCCUGGAGUAUUGCCAAUGGAAGUACCAGUCUCACAGUGAGCGGGACCCACCUGCUGACAAUCCAGGAGCCACGGGUUCGAGCUGCCUAUGGGGGAAUAGAAACCAUCAAUAGUUGCCAGGUGCUAAAUGAGACAGUGAUGUUGUGCAAGGCCCCAGGCAUUGUGCCUGGCGAGCAAGCACUGCCCCUCGGAGGUGCUCACCCUGAUGAAUUUGGCUUCCUCUUGGAUGAUGUGGCUGCCGCACGGACUCUGAACCGCUCAGCUUUUACUUACUACCCGGAUCCCAGCUUUGAAUCAUUCGGUCCCAGUGGCAUCUUGGAGAUCAAACCCGGCUCCCAUGUUGUCCUCAAGGGCAGAAAUCUCAUCCCCGCAGUGUCAGGCAGUGCACGGCUCAACUAUACAGUGCUGAUUGGUGGAGAGCCCUGUACCCUGACUGUGUCGGAGACCCAAUUACUAUGCGACUCACCAAGCCAAACUGGAGAGCAGCCAGUCACGAUCCUUGUGGGAGGCCUGUCUUUCUCGCCUGGGACCCUACACAUCUACCCUGAGGCAGCCCUGCCUUUGCCAGCUCUUGUUGGGUUAGGUGCAGGAGGAAGCCUGCUUCUGGGGGCUAUCAUUGGGGUGCUGGUGGCCUAUAAGCGGAAGACACGAGAUGCUGACCGCACCCUGAAACGCCUGCAGCUGCAGAUGGACAACUUGGAAUCUCGUGUGGCCCUGGAGUGCAAGGAAGCUUUUGCCGAGCUCCAGACAGACAUUAAUGAGCUGACGAACAACAUGGAUGGAGUGAAGAUUCCCUUCCUGGACUAUCGGACAUACGCAAGGCGUGUGCUGUUCCCAGGUGUGGAUGAGCACCCGGCACUGCAGGAGACCAGUACUCCACCCAGCACAGAGAAGGGCCUCCGUCUCUUUGGGCAGCUGCUACACACACGACCCUUCCUGCUGACCUUCAUCCACACCCUGGAGGGCCAGCGUGGUUUCUCCAUGAGGGACCGAGGUGCUGUGGCCUCUCUAACUAUGGUGGCCCUGCAGGGCAGGCUUGACUAUGCUACUGGAGUACUCAAGCAGUUGCUGGCUGACCUCAUUGAGAAGAACCUGCAGAACCGUGCCCAUCCCAAGCUGUUGCUCCGCCGGACGGAGUCAGUUGCUGAAAAAAUGUUGACUAAUUGGUUUACUUUUCUGCUGCACAGGUUCCUCAAGGAGUGUGCUGGAGAGCCGCUGUUCAUGCUUUUCUGUGCCAUCAAGCAGCAGAUGGAGAAGGGCCCAAUAGAUGCCAUCACGGGCGAGGCACGCUACUCGCUGAGCGAGGACAAACUUAUUCGCCAGCAGAUCGAUUACAAGACCUUGACACUGUUCUGUACCCCGCCUGAGCCACCUGGAGGCCCUGCAGUACCCGUCAAGGUAUUAAACUGUGACUCAGUGACCCAAGUAAAGGAGAAGCUUCUGGACGCUGUAUACCGAGGGGUGCCCUAUUCACAACGCCCACGUGCUGAGGACAUGGAGCUGGAGUGGUGCCAGGGUAGUGGAGGCCGGAUUGUCCUGCAAGAUGAGGAUGCCACAAGCAAAAUCGAGGGAGACUGGAAACGUCUCAACACACUAGGGCACUAUCAGGUAACAGAUGGCUCUGCAGUGGCCCUGGUUCCUAGACAGGCUUCAGGCUACAAUAUUGCAAGCUCCUUCACUUUCACCCACUCGCUGAGUCGCUAUGAGAGUUUGCUGCGCACCUCCAGCAGCCCAGAGAGCUUGCGCUCACGAGCCCCCAUCCUCACGCCCGACCAAGAUUCAGGCACCCGCCUCUGGCAUCUGGUCAAGAACCACGAGCAUCUUGGAGACCCCAAGGAAGGAGAACGGGGAAGCAAGAUGGUGUCCGAGAUCUACCUCACCCGUCUCCUUGCCACCAAGGGCACGCUGCAGAAGUUUGUAGACGACCUGUUUGAGACUGUGUUCAGUACAGCACACCGGGCCAGUGCUCUUCCCCUGCCCAUCAAGUACAUGUUUGACUUCCUGGAUGAACAGGCAGAACGGAGGCAGAUUGGAGACCCUGAUGUUCGACACACCUGGAAAAGCAACUGCCUACCCUUGCGGUUUUGGGUGAAUGUCAUCAAGAACCCACAGUUUGUCUUCGAUAUCCAUAAGAGCAGCAUCACAGAUGCCUGCCUCUCCGUUGUGGCCCAGACAUUCAUGGACUCAUGCUCCACCUCUGAACACCGCCUAGGCAAAGACUCCCCUUCAACAAAGCUGCUCUAUGCCAAGGACAUUCCUGUCUAUAAAGGCUGGGUGGAGAGGUAUUAUCGAGACAUCACCAAGAUGGCUUCCAUCAGUGACCAGGACAUGGAUGCCUACCUUGUGGAGCAGUCACGGCAGCAUGCUGGUGAAUUCAACACACUAGGUGCACUAGGAGAGCUUUACAGCUACGUGGGAAGGUACCGUGAUGAGAUCCUGACAGCGCUGGAACGUGAUGCCGCCUGCCGGAAACACAAACUGAGGCAGAAGCUUGAACAAGUCGUCACUCUCGUUUCUGGGAACAGCUGAGAGUGCUGGGGGGGGCGAGGGGGCGAAGUGUGUGUGUCGGCGGGGGGGCAUGCAUCCAGGAUAGAUGCAUCGGAAAGGACUCUACCUCCAACCCUGACUUGUGGCCCCACCAAGGGUGACAGACUUGACCUUUUUAACCUCCCUGUGGGCAAGAGACCUGUGACCUUUGCCCUCCACGGCUGGAAUCCUGGGGUUACAGAAAGAGGUGGUGGUGCCCCUUGCCAACUUUCAGCCCAGAAGCAAUAACAAGCACCCUUUCCUCUGUAUCUGACUUGGGAGGGGCAACUCAAAGUGAGCAAUGGAGUUGGGGUGCAGCCAGAAAACCAACUCCCUCCCCCCUCAAGCUGGCAGCUAAAUAGAUAUCCCUCACCCCAAAUGUUUGUGGACCCCUCCCUCAAUCAUACAGACCACUCCCUAGUCCCCCACUCCUUGUUGGUAGCUGGUGGAAUUUUGCCCUUGUUCUGUUUUUUGGUAAUCAUGGCGAUUGGAUAUUUUUAAUCCUUACCUGACACCCCUGCUCACCCCCACCCCACCUGUUGUGCCCUCACCGGGUGCAGUGCCUUAUUCAUUAAUUUAUUAUUGCAUCUCGUUAAGGUUAUUGGCUGUAAAUGGUUCCAUUCCCUGGGUGUAGAGAUUUCAGUGUAAAAAGUCCUCCAUUUCCCCCUCAUCCUUCGAGUCUGUGUAAAUAUUUGCACUGCGGCCUGGAGGGAUUCAAUCCCCCACUCCUACCCAAAAAGAGAGAGAAGAAAAUCCCCCAUCGGGGUGAAGGAAGUGGGGUGAGAGAGGUCCCUGCAGCUGCAUGGGCUUUUUAUUGGUUCAUUUUAUAAUUAAUUUUUCUUUUGCUAAAUAAAAUCCUGGAAAAACGUU